AGCCAAUUUUGGCUCAAGCCGUUUUGGUUCAAGUAACACAUCUCUCGAGGUGGUGCAGGACCGUUCCCGCGGUGGCGGGCGGAGCGGCCCGCGACAAAGGCUCCGCACCCCACCGCGACUGUGUGCGCUCCUGGUGGAGCCGUACCGCUACCUUUACCUUUUCGGCCCCUUUGUUUUCAGUCUGCCGCCAUGGGGGGGAAGCGGCGGUCUGAAGGGAGAGGAGCUGGAGGCCGCAGUGAAUCUUCUGAUCCGGCGUCCCAGAGACGAUCCGCCAGUCGCAGCCUCGACUCUCGCCGUGAACGCUUGCAAGAUGCGGAAGGUGUCGUGUCUAAGCUGGAGGUGAUCACUGGGAGCUUGCAGAGCCUCAAUCAAAGGAUGCUGCAAAGCAAGCAAGAUGUCGUUAAUCUGGGAGUGUCGGUACAAGGAUGGAUCGACCCUCCGAUACAACGAGUCACCUUGGUGUCGACGGACAUCAACCGACGGCACGCUCAGCUACAUCAUGAGUUUCACCACUCGCUCAAGCAACAGGGCGCGAAUAUCGAGGCGCUCAGGAUGGAGUUUUCGUCGUCGCACGAGCUCAUGGACACUAGCACGUCUCAAUCCGACAUUGACGUCAAGCUCGAUGCCACGUGUGCUGACAUCGCGCAGCAGUGGUCUGUGCUGCAGGAGGCCCAGAGGUCCGCCAACAUGAAGCUGGAGUGUUUUGCCGAGCAGGCCACCACGUCUUCCUCCUCGCCCCACUCGCGCACUGCUGUGCACACGGACCAGGGCAACAACAGUGAGCGCCUGCAGAAUGAUGCCUGCAAGUUUGUGCUCUUAGGAUUCCCGCGCCCACUUCUAAUUGACGAUGUCAAGGAGAUCAGUGCUCGAUGUGUCGCUCAGUUUGCUCCGCAACCUGCUCACGGUAAUAUCGUUAUUCGUGC
Molecule: messenger RNA, 923 nt
Organism: Prorocentrum cordatum
Lineage: Eukaryota; Dinophyceae; Prorocentrales; Prorocentraceae
Source: the annotation of a GenBank genome assembly